Scleropages formosus (Asian bonytongue) is the source of this 3808-nucleotide messenger RNA. RefSeq names its product disintegrin and metalloproteinase domain-containing protein 9-like. Gene Ontology annotation, cellular component: plasma membrane. The coding region runs from base 257 to 2689 and encodes 810 amino acids. Gene Ontology annotation, molecular function: metalloendopeptidase activity. The transcript is spliced from 22 exons. Gene Ontology annotation, biological process: proteolysis. NCBI's taxonomy places the organism in Eukaryota, Metazoa, Chordata, Actinopteri, Osteoglossiformes, Osteoglossidae. The record is from RefSeq and is a predicted model, not a curated record.
GCCACGGCCCUGGUUGCAGGUCUCAGCGCUGUCUCGGGAUGAACGGUUUACAGACUGACCGUGCCCUCGGCCCCACCCCCCCGUAAAUCCGUUGCUCGACUAAAUUCAGGACGCGGAGCCGCGCGCCCUCACCAGCACGUGGAUGUCACUGGGAUAGAGGUACUGACGGCUGGGAGACUGCGUGCGAUUUCUGCUGUUCGGAGCCGAUUUGGGCCGAAAUCGCCACAGGAGUAGCGCCCUCUAGUCGUCCCGCAUAAUGGGGAGAGCGCCCCUCUCCAGCGCCGCGGGGGCAGCCUGCCUGUGCGUGUGCGCGCUCCUGUGCGGCAUCGUCUGCGGGGGCUGGGACUCUCAGCAAACAUCUCAGUUAACCGCAUAUGAAUUGACCAUCCCUCGACGAAUCGAGAGGCAAAGACGCGACAUGGAGAGCAUAGCCUCUUCACAGGUGUCCUACAUCAUCAGAAUCCAAGGGAAGGACCAUGUCAUUGUUCUGGAGAAGAACGAGCAUCUCCUUCCCAAAGACUUCACGGUGUACUCAUACGCUGAGGACGGCAGCCUGGUCACAGAGCAGCCACAUUUGCAGGAACACUGCCACUUCCAGGGUUAUGUGGAGGACCUACCCGGCUCCUCCGUGGCUCUCAGCAUCUGCUCCGGUCUGAGAGGUGUCCUUCAAAUGGGCAAUGCCACCUAUGGGCUCGAGCCCCUGGAGUCAUCCACCAGCUUCCAGCAUUUGGCAUACAGGCUGGAGGACAUGAGGACAGAACCGCUGGAAUGUGGGACCCCACACGUAGAGCCUGGCUUGCCCGUCGGCCGUACACUUAGAACAAAGAGAGCGAUUCUGCACCAAACACACUUUGUGGAGCUGCUUCUGGUGGUGGAUAACGAGAGGUUCGUCCACAUGAACCGGAACCAGACGGCUGUGCGGGAUGGGAUGGUCCAGCUGGCUAAUUACAUUGACAGCAUGUAUGCACCGCUGAACAUCCGAGUGGUUCUUGUGGGCCUGGAGAUCUGGAGCCAGCGAAACCUGAUCAACACAGAUGGUGGUGCCGGUGAGGUGCUGGCCCGCUUCGUUCAGUGGAGGGAACAGGUGCUGGGGUCCAGGCGGCGGCAUGACAGCGCCCAGCUUGUCCUGAGAAGGAGCUUUGGCGGCACAGCGGGAAUGGCCUUCGUCAGCGCUGUAUGCUCACGCAGUCAUGGUGGUGGAAUCAAUGCAUACACUGGCUCCAGUGUGCUGGUUCUGGCCUCCAUCGUUGCCCACGAACUGGGUCACAACCUGGGCAUGAACCAUGAUGAUGGGCGUGCCUGUUACUGUGACGCCACUCGCUGCAUCAUGAAUUCGGGGACAACUGGCUCACGAAAUUUCAGCAGCUGCAGCUCAGAUGACUUUGAGAAGCUGAUUCUGAGUGGGGGAGGCAGCUGCUUGCUGAAUGUACCCCAGCCAGAUGAGGCCUACAACACCCCCUACUGUGGGAACAAACUGCUGGAUGUGGGAGAGGAGUGUGACUGUGGCUCUGACAAGGAGUGUGAGUCAGACCCGUGCUGUGAAGCCCAGACAUGCAGACUAAGACAAGGGGCACAGUGUGCAGAUGGCGUGUGCUGCAAGAACUGUCAGUUCCUGCCAGCUGGUGCCGUGUGCCGCCCAACCCAUGAUGAAUGUGACUUGCCCGAGUACUGUAAUGGCUCUUCGCCUGUGUGCCAGAGUGACGUUUUCAAACAGAAUGGGCACCCAUGUCGAGCAGGACAUGCCUAUUGCUACAAUGGGCAGUGCCAGCACUAUGAUGCACAAUGCCAGGCUAUCUUUGGGUCCAAGGCAAAAGUGGCACCGGAGGUGUGCUUCAGAGCUGUCAACUUCAAGGGUGACCGCUUUGGGAAUUGUGGUUACCAAGGGCUUGGCUACAGGAAGUGUGAAAUCAGGAAUGCCAUGUGUGGGAAGCUGCAAUGUGAAAAUGUGCAGACGGUCACGGUCUUUGGCAUUGAGCCUUCCAUUAUCCAGACGCCCAUCGCAGGGACCAAGUGCUGGGGAGUUGACUUCAUGCUGGGUUCGGAUGUCCCAGACCCCGGGAUGGUCAACGAAGGGACUCGAUGUGGGGAGAACAUGGUGUGUUUAAAUUACCAGUGUGUGAGCGCUGAUGUCCUCAAAUAUGACUGUGACAUAGAGAGUAAAUGCAACGGUCAUGGGGUGUGUAACAGCAAUAAGAACUGUCACUGUGAUAGUGGCUGGGCUCCACCAACCUGUGAGGUCAGAGGUUAUGGCGGCAGUGUGGACAGUGGCCCUACCUGGAAUGAAAAUGACACAACACUGCGGGAUGGCUUGCUGAUAUUCUUCUUUGCUGUACUGCCAUCCCUGGUCCUCGUCCUGUAUGUGUUCUUCAGGAGAAAUCAGCUACGCCAGCGAUUCUACCUGAAGAAGAGGUCACAGGGCUACAAAGCGGACUGCGGACCCCAGAGCAGCAGCUGGCAAGAGCCCCCACGGAUGGGAGGACUCAGCCAUACAUCCAAGGAAGGAGUGAGUAGCUCUGUUGGGCAAGCAAGCAGGACAUCUUCAGCUCUGACACAAGCUGCCAAGCCCCAACUGCCACUCCUCCCUCCCCGACCAGGAGGAUCUUCCACUUCCAACCUGCCUGACGUCAUCAGACCCACAGCUGCACCAAAGCUAGUACCUCAAAGACCGGCACCUCCACCCCCAGUAUAGCCCAUGAGGAGAAGUGAUGGAGGCUUCAUUGCUCAGCAUCCUUCCCUGGGAACCCUGAUCAACCAGCCUUGGCCUUUGAACCUCUGACCCUCACUGUGCUGAAUCUCAGCAGGGUUCACCUUUCAGGAAACCUGGAUGUGUUUUCAGGUCUGGGAACGUGUGAACCACCUUUAAGAUCUUCCAUCGUUUGGACGCACUGUACUGAUAAUGAUGUAAUAAUGAUGUAAUGUUUCCCUCACUGAAAGUGCCCAUGUGUUUUUUUUUAAAAAAAAAAACUUCUUCCAUCUUUCCCACAUGUUGGUAAAUGUUUAUAUUUCUGUGAACACCAUUGUGCUGGUGUUGCUCUUUGUAUGUUUUUUUAAGUCGCUACUUUGCGGUUAUGCUCUGUAUGAAAUGAGUUAUUUGUGGAUGUUAAAGAAUUCUGAAAAACGUUCAGUUUCACUGAACUACGGCGCUCCUCCAAAUCCUCACGCAUGUAUGCACGCAGUAACACGGCCUGUAGUUGGCAGAGCAGCUGAGGACUGUGUCAGAUUGUGUUGAAAAGAGUUUGAUUCCAAGAAAGUGUUUUGUUGCCUUGACGCUGAAGGCGUAACCUGACAUGAGUUGCUUUGGUGUGAGAAUUCAUCUGUGUGCAUGGGUUAACUGAUGAAAUUACAAGCUAUGAAUUUCACUCCAUAUCAGAAUGCCGAUCAACCAAACAACGCAAAAUGAAUAAAUAAUAUUGUGCUCUCACAUAAUAACCAGAUGUUUAUAUGCUGUGGGGUGUGUGUGUUGCACUCUUGCUCUUUUCUAUGAACAUGCGGACUGUUAGCCUACCUGGCACUGGAAUCAGAAAUAACAGUUUUCUGUCACUUUCUUAUAUGUAUUUUGUAUGUUAAGAAAAAACUGGCGUGAUUUUUAUUUGAUUUGUAUGGAUGAAUGUGUAUGUUUUUCCUGUGAGGUUAGACAGUUCAAAUCCAGGGUCUCACUACCAUUUCUUUCAUCUCGCGCCACGAUUCAGCAUGCCUGCUGUUAUUGUUGCUGUCAGAGGAAUGCUCUUUGGCUGGUGUAACAAUUUUUCAACCAUGCAAUCAGCCAUUACAAUUAAAUAUAUCUCUUAUUACAGUCUGUGUGUGUUUA